Aspergillus saccharolyticus JOP 1030-1 is the source of this 2331-nucleotide messenger RNA. Its product is annotated as MHYT domain signaling protein. The transcript is spliced from 4 exons. The record is from RefSeq and is a predicted model, not a curated record. NCBI's taxonomy places the organism in Eukaryota, Fungi, Ascomycota, Eurotiomycetes, Eurotiales, Aspergillaceae. Bases 1 to 2331 code for a protein of 776 amino acids.
AUGCGGCUCACCGACAGAUUCCUCCAAGAGUCAAUCUCUGUGUCCUACCUCGGGGGCUAUAUCUUUCUUUCAUAUGUCGUGAGCAUGAUGGGAUGUACCACCACCCUGGAGCUGCUUCACCGGCGGACUUCCAGGGCGGGUUUGUACAAUUGGUAUCUUCUCCUUACCUCCUCACUCGUUAUGGGAGGCAUUGGCAUCUGGUGCAUGCACUUUAUUGGGAAUCGCGCCAUUGUCCUCGGAGACGGUAGCUCUCAAAUCCAGAUCGUCUAUAGCAUGACCUUUACUGGUGUCUCCUUCGUACUACCGGUUGUCGUUCUACUUGUUGCCUUCUACUCGAUCGGCGCCAGCGAGGAGACGAGCCAUAUUCGCAUAUCCAUGGGCGGCGUACUCGCCGGCGGCGCGGUUUGCGGGAUGCAUUACAUUGGUCAGCUGGGCAUCAGCAACUACCGAUGCUCCUAUAACGUUGCCAAUGUCGUCGGUGCCACCCUCAUUGCCAUUUUCGCUAGUACGACGGCACUGACAGUCUUCUUCCGGUGGAAAGCUACUUGGACGGACAGCUGGUGGAGACGAGGCAUCUGUGGCUGUUUCCUGGCCUGUGCCGUCUCUGGUAUGCACUGGACUGCUGCCGUAGGCACUACCUACUGGGAACAUGAUGCCACUAUUCAUCACAGCAGCCAGCUUUCCAGGAGCCAAACCGUUAUUAUCUGUGCUGUUCUGGCAUGCGCUGCUUGCGGGAUCUUAACCUGUUGCGCGGUAGUGGCUGGUGGUAGUCGGAGACGGCUGCAAACACAAGCUCGGCAGCUCGUCCUGAGUGGUGUCUUCUUCGACGCGGAAGGACGCAUCAUGGUCACGCCCCAUGCAAUGCUUCCUAAUCGCAAGAUUGUCGAUCGCUACCUUGGCAAGACCUUUAACGAUGAUGAUUUAACACGGUCUCACUCGGCUUUCCUCUGGGCCUUCCGAGCCAGCAGGAACUGGAAUGUUGUCAGGGAUGUGGUACCUUUCAUGAGAGCUCGGUUAGAGACGGACGAUUACUUCACCAAAGGAGACGGGCUGGACGAGGAGAACGAGCUCCAGACAGACUUCGACGAGCUUUUCAAGCGCCAUUUCUGCGUUGCCGCGCAAGAUCUAGCCGACGAGCUGCGCCAGCCAUUGCCGAGCCUCGGGAUGCUAUAUAAUGAUGUUUUGACCACAAGUGCCCCUGGCUCGUGCUUUGGGCGAGCCAUGGGCUAUGCUCGGCUCGGUGGGAGUAAGGGGCAGAUGAUGUUCACGGUUCGGCACUUGAGCAAACAGGAAGCCAAUCGCAUGGCCGCGGCCGGGUAUCGCUUCACCGCGAUUGAAAACGUUACCUCCGCGUUGUCCAGUCGCAUGCACAUUCCCGCACCAACCUUGGGGAUGCAUCUUCGAGAUAUGCGCGACUACGCCACAUCCGGCCACAGCUAUCUGCCCGGGGUCCAUCUGGUAUCAUUUGUCAUGCGGCCCACCAUCUACGACCACUUCGAGGUGCUCACAGCCAAGGGAACCGGCAAUCCUCUACCUUCGGCGACUUUAUCGAUCAAGCGACUCCAAUUUCAACAUCUCGAUCUCUUAUCCCACCUGGAAGGAUGGACUAUAUCGACCUGCAUGACCUGGCUUCGAUCGGCUGCGGCACAAGCAAACGAAGAGGCGGAUGAGUUUCGCGAGCAGCUCAUUCAUGCCAUGGCGACCCUCUCUACCACACUCCCGCCGGAUAUCAACCUUGUUGCGCGGUUCUCAGCUCGACCGCUGAUUGCACCCUGCCGUACGCCUAACACCAUGGACGCCACCAGCUGUACACUUCUCUCGUUCUGCGUCGUCGGCAACUUGGACACUCAGGUCUCGAAUCCGAACUACACCUUCGCGCCUUUGCGCCUGUUCCGCGUCCAGCAGCAACUGAACGAGGCCCCUGGUGGCGGAGAGGGCUUUGCCAAGGAACUCGGCAAAGAGCUGUACUAUUCCGACGCGCGCACCAGCUCGGCGACGGACUCCGAACUCACGGCCUCUCCUAUUAAAUCAUCCGUCUUCAAGUUCUGGCCAAUGCGCAAGCCAUCGACCCCGGUGGUGCAGCAACGGUCGCCGGACAGCUGGUCGGAUAUCUCGCCUUUGGGCGAUAUCAUGGUUCGCAAGGAGGUCAAGGUCGAUGUGGCCAAGCUUUCGGAACAGACGCUCAACACGGCGCGACAUGCCUCUCGGACGACAGUGGUAGCUGGAGAUAUGGCGUACAGCACAUAUGUGGAUGAAUUGUACAAUCUGUGCUAUUCGUCGGGAAUUCGACUGCGGCCGGAUGCAGAUCUCCAGGUUGUAAUGACUGGAUGA